Molecule: messenger RNA, 1172 nt
Organism: Drosophila willistoni
Lineage: Eukaryota; Metazoa; Arthropoda; Insecta; Diptera; Drosophilidae
Product: ras-interacting protein RIP3
Exons: 1
Coding region: 130-1002 (290 amino acids)
Source: RefSeq, a predicted model, not a curated record
CUCAUUUCUUAUUUGGCUUUUAUUUGAGUAUCAGAUAUUUUUCGGAGUAAUAUUUAUUUGUUUUUGUUUUAGUUGAAUAUAAAUUAAGAGAGAACAAAAUUUUGUUAAGAUCAAAUUCCAAUAGAAAUUAUGGCAAAUCGGCACCAGUCCUCACGUAAAUCUGGCCAAAAUGGUAAUAAAAAUUCUAGUCAUCAAACCAAGUCAACGAAAUCAAAGCAACCACUAAAUGGAGAACUCUAUGAGCUGCCAGCAAAGAAUAAGAUGCCAGGUAAAUUACCAAAGAAUUCAGGCCAAAAUCGUCAGCAGCAGCAGCAGCAGCAGCAGCAGCAGCAGCAGCAGCAGCAGCAGCAACGUAAAGCGAAAUUAACCAAAUUAGUGCAAGAUACCAAGCGCACAGAAGCCUCCCGUUCUAAUGUGACCAAGGGUCAGUGCUAUAGUAAUCAUCAAUAUCAUCCACAUUUGGAUCAGCCGCAAUCGUCACGUUGUCUGCAGCGUUGUGGCGGAGGCGCAAGCAGCGUUACAGCAGCAAAUCUCAAAAAUCAUUCAAAACCAUCGAAUACCACCAACACAAAGAUCGGUAAGCGUCACUCGGAAGUGGUUACAAUUAAGGAAGCAAAGGCCAAAGUGAAACCAAAACCAAUCGUCCAAGCCGACAGGGCAGCCAAUCUUAUACAGGAGCAUCGCCAGAAACGUGUCAAAAGUUCAAACAAUCAUACGAAAAACUUUUUUGAUAAAUAUCUAAAAUGUGCAUACGAUUUGAGUACACCCGAAGGUGUAAGGAAAUUGGAAGCACAUUUCUUUCCACCAAGCGAGGAGCCACAGCAGAGUGAGCAGAGAAAGCAGCUACAGCAGCAGCAGCCGGAAAAAUUGCAACCUGGGAAAAUGCCGAAGCCCCAACAACUGACGAACAAGCCGCGAAAUCACACUUAUUCGCAUAAAGAAGAUCCCAUUGAAUACGUUUUGAAUCAAUCGAAAUAUUUUUCGUAUAAUCUUAACAAUUAAUCGUGAAAUGAAUCGAGCACAAAAUUUUGUUGCUCUAAACGAUUAAUAAGUUGGUCAAAAUUUUUUGUUCAUCUUAGGAUGUUAUUUGAAUGUGAAUAAGCCAAUUUAACUUGCAGAUUGAAAAGGAACAAAUUUAAAUAACAGAUUAAAACUACUAUUAGCUUUCAAAA